AACCCAUGACGGGCAUGUUGUGAAGUCGUACGAGUUGACGACUGUACUACGAGACCGGCGACGAGACCGGAAGCAAUUACACAGUAGAUAUAGCGCAAACGCUUCACAACAUCAUCACACCUGCAGGAAAGUGUGUGACAGGGAGAGUUAAAUAUGACGAUAUUAAGGAUGCAAGUGCAUGUACCAACCAAUGGUGAAACUUUUAAUUUGUCUAAACGAAAUCAUAAUUAGUUCGUGUUUAGUAAACCAAAACAAAAACAAUUCAACGGGGGGGUUUUUUUUAAUUAUCUAUGGAGAAAAAGUGACACGGGUUCAUCGUUCAACAGUUUAUCGCCACAUAGCAUAGCCGUUAACUAGUAGUUGGAAUGUGUUGCAUUGUUUGGUUGUAUAAUGCCGUGCAAAGAUGCAAAGUUGUCAGUUAGUUUAGUUUGUGCGUUCAAUGUUAAUACUUUGUGUGGGCCCUUUUUCUUUCCGUUCUCUCUGUCUCUGUCGCUCAUCUGUUUGGUCUUGCGGCACACCCCCCUCCUUCUUUUCACUGCCUUCUAGUCAACUUAUCCUCCUUAUCCAAGUUUUUUGUCUCUCGUAUGCCGGGCCGUACGGAUUGGUGCGUUUGCGUAAGUGCGAGAUACUCGCUUUAGCGGAAGAGGGAACAGUUACCAUUAGAGAUAUAAAUUUGUUCGUUCGUCAUUUUAUCUAACUUUCUAUAUACAUAUAUAUACUUUGUAAAAUGCGGUAGUUGUGUACUGAAAUCAUUUUGUACUGUAGUUUCCAUCUUUUUUGUUGUUUUUUGGUACAAUUUCUUUGUUAAUGUUAUGUAUGCAGUUUUUGUUCAAUUUGCUACAACUUUUCCUACUACUAGCAGCGAUCAAUAUAUCAGUAGUAGUAGUAGUUCUGUCGGUUUAAAUCUAGCCGUUUCGUUCUGUUCUGUAAUUAGAUGUUUCAAUUCAAAUCUUUACGGUGUGCAGGGGGCAGAAUAAACAAUAAAAACGCCAUACAAUGAUCCUCGCAUGCCAAAGCUCUUUUCCAUUGCUAAAUGUUGCUAUUACGAAUAAGCCGUAACGUGUAACGUUUUUCUUCCUUCAAGCCAAAACGAAAUCGUAGCGGUAGCAUUUUGAUCAACCAUCAAUGGUAAUAUGUCUCAUUAUUUCCAAACAAUAUUGCUAUCGAGCAAGUCUGUUUUGGUCUCUACUGUACAAAAUGUUGCCCUUCAAUGUCUUUUCCUUUCCUUUCCACGGAUGAAUAGAAAGCACACACAUUUGCACGGGGUUUAAUAUUCAAUAUCAAUAGUGAGUAGUUGAGCAUUGUGUCAGAAAGGAUGACUGAUCUGCCAUCGCAAAAGCAGCCGUUGUUAUAUUAGGAAAGUAGGAACUUUUAUCACGAUUUGCUUUGCUUCUAAAUACCUUUGUGACAAUACACUCAUCAUCUCCACCGUUUUGUAGUGAGACUCGAUUUCGGUAAUUCCUUGUAGGUUUGUUUUUAAAGUAAAGUAAAGCAAACAGAGAACCUCUUCCUGUGAAACUAUUGCAAAACCUAAUGGUUAUACAAAUAGUGGUAAACAUUGGUAAUAAAUGCAUGUGAACAUUCACAGAAAGAGUAAAACGUACUUAAAAAACAUGUAUAAAUAAAACCACAUAAAUCUUACAUAAAGAAACAAAACAACAAACAUAUCGUAUUUGAGCGACCAAUGUCGUCAGUAAAGAGGGGCGGCGCGGGGGCGAUGGUAUAGAAGACUAAAACUAAAACUCAAAAUAGGAGCUAUUAUCGUCUUCAGCGGACCGGAGAGCAAGUACAUUCGAACGAGAAUUAAAGCAAAUGUAAUGGCACAUCACACACUCGAGCGGUAGUCAUACUUUGUAAGCUAAAUAAGGUAACCAAACGUUCUUCCAUACAAAACGCUAGAAAAAUACAUAUAUUUAUACUAUCGAGAGAUGCCGCAGAUCAGCAAGUAAUAGGGUUUGAAUACUAAAGGAACGAACGGAACAAACAGUACCAAAAACAAGGAAAGGAGAAGACAACCACAAAAAGGUGCACACACAGCGCGAUUACUUUGCAGCAACAUCCCACAAAUGUAUAAACGUACACCACACACUUCAAACGAGCUGCAAACAAAUUUAUAUCUCUAUAAGUGAAAACUAUUCCGAGAGUGAGAUAAAUCGAGCUAAUAAUUAGAAGGAAAAUCCAACCCACAAAUCCAAAACCCCAGUGAGAGACGAACUGAUGAAGCAGGAUAAACACAAAAUAUUAGAAGCAAAAUGGUCGGGAAUUAUUUUCCAAGCGUGAGCAAGCAAGGCAGAUAAGCUCUUGAGCGAUGCUUCAUAAUAUUCAAAAGCACCUGCUGUUUUAGUAGAGCCGCCAAUUGGUUGGGGAGCGGAUUUUAUUUUAAAAGUCCGGUUUCCGCCUGGUUUCGCAUUGAACUCACUCAUGGUACAAACAUACUAAUGAGCGCACUAACGCAUUAGAAGCGGCGGAGGAGCAGUGUGGUUUUGAAGCUCCUUCUAACGGCAACAGAAAGCUUCCUUCCUACCUCAGAAAGCAUUAGCAGAGGUGUAAGAGCCCGAGAGAUUUGUUUUUGUUUUCUUCAAUACAACAUUGGCUAAGGGGAGGAAUUUGAAUGUAUCUCCUCUUUAACACGCUAAGCACUAAUGGGCGGGUGUGAGAUCAAUCUAAAGAAACACACAAACACACACACAAACCCGUAAAAACCCAAAAGGCUAGUGACGUAAUGCGAGAUUAUCGAUUCGGUAGUUUUAUGAUUUUCGGGCUGGCAAUAGACAAAACUGUUGAAAUGAUGAACUCAACGUGGACCAAAUGGCAAAACGGAUGAAGAAGAAAGAAAGAAAAGAGAUCUUUACGAGCCAUUCCGCUCAAAAAAGCGAUGGCUCCGAGUCGGAAACUUUCCACCAACUACGCAUAUGAGCAAAGGUUCGUGAGCAAAGGAACUGGUGUGUGUGUACACAUUGUAAAAUUGUUGUUUGCAGGCAUUAAGCCAAAAAGGGACAAAGUAUCACAUCACAUAGACAAAUGUGUAUGAGUGCGGAUUUGUGUAAAAAGCGGGUGAGAGAACCUGUGUACCUACUCAAAAGAUUACUUAAAACUGCAUAUAUAACAAACAAAAAAAAGAAAAUGAAAAGAAAACACACUAAAUUAUCCCAUCGAAUUUUGAAUCUUAGGUUUUGAGCCAUUUUAACACGAUCGUGCUGUGUAUGUUAUAUAGCUUGUAAAAUGUAAGAGUACACGCUUGCAGAGGUGUUGGGUGGUCUACGUGUUGCGAGUGUAACCAAAACAUAGCAAAAGAAAUUGAGGAAACAGUUUUCAGAGUGACAGUUUCUAAUCUGAUACUGUUUCUAAUCUGUUUGUUGUACAGUGGUUGGGCCCAAACUUGCUGGUGGGGAAAACAAGUUGUAAAGGCAAGCGAUAACAAGGUUCAGCAAAAGCGAAGCUGAGACUGGGAGAAGGCCCGUCUUUUACAGCGCUGACGGGCUAUGCGCUUAAUGAUUUGGAAGGAGGGAGAGAGACAGAGAGAGAGAGAGAAAUGACAACAUUGCUACAAUUGCAAUCAGACCAAUAAUUGUUGGCUUUUUAUAUUCACUUCGCUUUGAAAAUCCCCCUUUUGGAAAUGGAGGCGCCUAUGCCCUGGUGAAACACACCUCACGCUAGCGCGAUGAGUGCAAAAACACGAUCUGCUUGAGCCCGAUACCCCUGGAACGAGGGACUUUCUUGGACAAACAGAGCUAAUCGGCACAAAAAAAACAACCAGCGUGUGUGCGUGCUGGACCACCCGUUCUGCUGGGGGGGAUGGGCGGCUUUCUUCACCUGUCGUUGUGGAUAGUUCCCCCCGACACUCUCCCACAAGUUUACCUUGAUACUUAUUAGAAUACGAGAGACUCAUGGAUAGCCAGAUUUAAGCAAGUUAAGAAAGAAUAAAAGACAACAAGACGCUUUCAAACCAUACAUAUAUGACUAUAUAUAGAUAUACACACACACAAACACACACGCGCGCGCGCGUACAAAAAAUACACACACUCACAUACAUUAGUAUUUAUAUUUUUAGGGAUUUAUACUUAGGAUCUGUGAAUUUUAUGGGAACUACACUCUAAAUCUAAAUCUAAAUGUGUCGCGUGCGAAAGGACACCCGAAGGUGCUCAACCGUUGGGGCGCGCGGCGUGUGUAAGGCAAAUGUAUUCAUAAAAGCAAUCAAUCGAUGGAACAGUAGUGGUGGUGUGGUGUCGUCGCAGUACGUCGUAUCUUGAAAGCUCUAUACUUAAUGGUUAGGAUACUUAAACAUUUUGUCGACCCGCUUGAGGACCUUGUCUAAAAAGGGCGUUGUGUUCGGCAUGGGAGGAGCUCGUGUCCCGGUCGUGUGUUAAGAAAUAUACAAAAGCAAUAUAUCAUAUACGCUACACACUACUACACCACAUGGUUUGUGUAUCUCAGAAGAAGAAAACAAAAACAUCCCCAUCCUUACAUUUCAGUGGGAUGGAGAUGAGUUUUGGAACGUGUAUAGGGGGGAGUGAGUGACUGGGAACAGGUUACUCGGUAAAGAUGGCUAUGAGUGCAAGACAGCCCCACCAAGGGGAGUCAAGAUAUCGUUAGUAAUCCUCCCAGCACAUUGCUAUCGUUGGGGGAAGGGUAAGGGUAGACGAAUAUAUGUGUACGGUGGUGUACGGUGUUUGCUGCUACUAAACACAGUAUACUACCCAUUUAAACUUAUGGCCAAAACAAACUCUCACCCACUAAUCGCGCCAUCGACACACAAGUACACACGCUAGUACCACACACACACACCCAAACACACUUACAGCGUAUAUUGAGGAGCGCGUAUACUGAAAAGCAUCCAACACACACACACACUGCCGGCAAGCAAAGUGACAGAAAACAAAACUAAGUGUAUAGAAGAAGAAGAAGAAAAAAAGGAGGACAAAGCAAGCAUCCACUCAAACAGACAAUACUACAUAUUAUAUUUGUGUUUUAAUUUCGAAGUUUUGUGAUUGUUGCGAUUGACGGGGGGCCCGCAAAAAAAGAAACUAGUUUAAAAGAAUACACUGUGACGAAUAUAGAACAAAUGCAUCAAAAGGAAGGGCGGCGGAGGAAACGAGCGACGAUGCUUUAAGCUAAGUGAAAAUGGACCUGAUGGGUGAAAAUUAAAGACACAGAAAGGGAAGGGAGACACGUGACAGACACAGUGACGCUGUCAGGGGAGCAAAACACAGAAACUGCAUGUAUAUUUCCAUUAUAGUGUGCUAUUGCUGUUGCUGAGUAGUAGUGUAUAUUUAAUACGAAACUAUUAUACUACAUACACACGGGCACGCUUGUGUGGUGUGUGUGGAAAGAGCUACAAAAGACAAAAACAAAUAAAUGAUCUCUUCCGUGUAGCGCUGCAUGCGAAGCAGAAAAAGGGCGAUGUAAAGAAAUAGAAAGAGGGGGAGAGCGUGUGAGUAAUUGCGAGAAUUAUCAAAGCAUCAAAGCAAAAAGAAGAAGAAGAAAAAACAUAAAUAGCAACAAAAAUAUAAGAAAAAUACAUGAAGUGAGCUAACAAAAAACCAAGAGAAAACGGAAAAGCAAUAACGUUAGUUAUUAUUAAACAAUAUGAUAAUGAUUAAAAAUUAUAAUUAUGAUACUUAUGAUGAUUAUUAUUACCAAUUAUUGUCGAUCAUGUGAUGUACUGUUCCUCCCCCCUCCCCAUUCACAAAAAAAAAAGUAGCUACGCCGCCAUUCUUCGUCAUCGUGUGUCGCCACAUCGCGCGAUCAUUCCACAUCUGUGUUUCAGGAAUAUGGGGGGAGGGAAAGGGACGAAAUAGUAGCGAACAGGGGGGGUUUGCAAACCCCAACGAUUCACGAAGGCAAAAGAAAGUAAGCAAAAAACGGUAACUCCGCGAAACCGGAAACCCUUGUGCUAAAGCGUACCAACUACUACUAUCACCCAACCACCCACAACCCUUGACCUUAUACCGCAACACAGCAACACAAAAACCACCAGUUGUGAUUGCAAAACGUAAACACACAUAGAAGAAGAAGAAGAAGCGCAUUGCGUAAGAAGUGCCGUAAAGCAAACGAUUGCUAAACGAAACAAAAGAAGAGAAAGAGAGUAAAGAAAAGACGAACGCAAAACAAACAAACGUCGUACGAGAAGAAGUAAUAAAGCAAAAUAAAACAAAUGAAUAAAACCACAAAACAAAUGGCAAAGUAUGUGUUGUAAGGUUAAAAAGACAGCUGGCGACACAACAGUAAGCAACAGUAUAAAGAAGAAUUUCGAACAUUUCCCCCGAGCCAUCACCACCAACAAAAAAGAACGUCUGCUAUAUAUCCUUCCUCUCAGUGUUUCUCUUUUGAACGUAGCAUCAACAGCAGGAUGAACGGGUGUGGCUAGCGAAAGAACGCAGGUAAACGUAAAUACCCAUACAAUACAAAUAACAAAACAAAAAACAAACAAACUAAGUAAAUAAAUAGAUAGCAACUGGUACGCUAGGCAGUGCUUUUAUAGUGAUUGUACGUUGAAUGUAAUGGUAGAGUAGUAGCGGCAUUAUUAUGUAGAAGACUGUACACGUUUGGCACACCACGUUUUGUAUAUAUAUGAGAGUAUGAGAGUAAUAGUUUGUGGGGAUAGAGAGAUAUACCGACAAACAAAUUUAAAAAAAAAAAGUUAUAAAAACGGGGAAAAACCUGAUUCCUCAGCAUCCCAUUUGAACGUAAAACCACACAGAGACACACAACACAACAAACCGACGUACGUAAUUAACAGGUAUGGGUUUCCCCCUGAUCGCUCGAUCGGCACUGGUGCAUAGAAGUAGAUGCGGCUGCUUCUGUAGUCUGCGUAGUGUACCGUAGACGACUCUAGUCGAGUCUAGUCGCUGCGACUAGACGACGUUUUUUUCUAGAUUUGUGUUUGUUUAGAUUGGAGUUUGGUACUAAGGCUUCAAUGCGUUUAGUACACACGUUAUUUCACUGUUAUAAAAAAAAUCUUAAAAUCUUCACAACUGUACGCCCCACACAUGUGACUUCAUCCUAGAUAGUUUAUCUGACACUCCAGAGCCUGCUGACAUUAUCAUCGGUCACUCUCUGUUAUACUGUUAUUUUGGAUACAGACAACUGUCACUUCUUAGCUGACAUGACGAGUACUGUUCUGUUUUGCUCUGACUCUGACACACACGACACUAAGAAAGACGCUCACUCUAAUUCGCUACCGUUUAGAGCCCCCACGAUCGUUAGAAGUUGUUUGAUGUGUUGUAACAUCGUGUAGUGACCGCAAAAAUGGUUUGAAAAAACAAAAACAAAAACCAAGCAAACUUUAUGGCAUCAUUUGCCAUAAUAGUAACCAAAAAGUAUUGUCCCGCUAAACUAACUGCAUUGCUCAAUGAUUUGGCAAUAAUUGUCGUGCGAAACACACACCAUACACCAGGUGUAAUGUAGAACUGUACACCACAAGUAACUAACUACACCUUAUCAGUAGGAGUAUAGUGUCGGUUUUGCAUUCAUACAUUUGCUGUAAUAUCACUUGUUUUAUUCCGUAAGUAAAAAAACGCAUCAUUAGUUUCAACACGUGCAUACGUAGCCCAUAGUGCAGACUAGUUUUAGCUCCGUUUCUCUUCCCGUGCGUACGCUGACCACAGCGCCAUGCGACAGUGAAGAGCAACCGAGCCCCGAGUAGCACACACCUAGAGGUAUCAUUCGCAGUACAUGGUUUUGUUUGUUUUACGCUGUACUAAAAAUAAACAACAUCAGAAUAGUACACCAUCAACUCAUUUAACUACCUGUGCACCUACCUGGUCAUCCAGGUCUCUGCAGGAGCUCCCAUCUCAAUGGGCAGCUCUUGGUUGCGACUCACUCACACACACUCCCAGCUCCUGAAAUUCCCACCUCCAAUCCAGCCACAAGCACCCCCCCCCCCUCUCCAUCGUCACCAUCAGUAAAAUUCCCUGGUACGAUCAUCGUGAUCGACGUAACGAUUAGCAAUAAGCGUACAUAUGUUUUGAUCGUGUUGCGUAUUAGUGUUGUGUGCUAGUAGUGUGCGGACGCAACACCAUCGCACACCAUCUCAUUCGUAAAACACACCCAGUAGUAGUUGAAUCGAAUUCGAGGGUCGAUUAAACUGUAGGCAACUGUGCAAAGUGGAAGCAAAUGCAGUAAUUAAUAAAUGCAAUAAAUAAUUUGAGUCUGUAGCAAAAAACAAAACAAAAAACAAAACGUGUAAACACACACUAGGCGUUUCUGAGUAUCUGUUCUAAGUUUCGUUCUGUAUCUGUACCUGUGAGGGAGAAUGUGUUUGUGUGUGUAAGUUCGUGCACUUCUUCCUCACAAAACCAUUUGAGUAGCUCGAAUAUAUAAAUAUUAAUAUACCUAAAAUGUAUUAUACUAGAGAAACGCACUGAAUAAUCGUAGUAGCGGUAUACGGAAGUAAUUACUGUCUGGUAGAUGAGUUAGUGUUUUUGUUUAGCACAUCUUAACAUCUAUGCUCUCCCCUUAUUGUACUCAGUAUGUAUUCGUUCGAUCAAAAAGAUCGUUAAUCUGUAAGCAACCAAACGCAGAUGGCACCAUCUUACUUACUUAGCUACGUUUUGCUUAACUAGUGUUAUGUUCUCUCUUUCUUUCUUUCAUUCUCUCACUCUCUUUCGCUAUCUCGACCUACCGUUUUGCAGUGACUGUGUAGUAGUUAAACAUGAACAAAAGAAAUAUCAUUAGAGUCAUAUAGUCGAUACCACCUAGAUGAAACGCAUAUCAAUCUGCAAUAGCUGCUCGUUUGGGUAUGCUCUCUUUUUUCUAUCGUUGUUUGUACUUCUGACUAAUCUAUUUAUCAGAACUAUCUACCCAUCUAUCCGGCUAUUUUUUUCAUUUACUAUAUAUCAUACGUGUUUUCGUUGUCUAUUUCCUCCGAAACGUUUGCUAUGAGUUUCCUUACGCGCUUCUCAAAAUCGCUCCAAACUGGUGCAUGAUUACACUGUACCCCACACACUCUCCUCACACACGCACAAUAGAAGAGUACUUUCGCAACUCGAUCGCUUUAUAACUAGAUUGUGGUAAAAAAGAUUAGUAGAGAUACCUAAGCAAAACAGUAUUGUGCACACUGCGUACGCCAAUAGACUUUGCUGUAAGGCGUGAUUGCGCAUCGGUAUAAAAAAAAGUUAAAAAACCAAUUCAAAGAACAAUAACUGCAAUAACUAAGAAUGUUUGUAAUUUGGAGCCUUGGAGCCUCAAGCGCAAAACUCAACUCUCCAAAACCCUGCAGCAAUGACUAAACACAGGGUAGUAACACGAGCGUACCAUAAGCGUCUAAUGCAUGAACCUUGAUGAGCGUUAUGAACUUAAUAUAGCUAUUUAAAAAGAAAAUGAGAGAGAAAGAAAAAAACACGACAACAACAAAAGACAAAACAUUAAAAAAGGUAAAACUAAAUACAACAACAAUAACAAAAUAAUAAUGUAGCUGUAGCAAUACCAGUGUGAUUGUAUUACUUGAUAGUAGAUUUGUAAUGUAUAUGCAACAAUAAAUACAUCUAAUGUAAUCUGAACUUAUUUGUGCGGUAGUGAUAGCGCGCCAUCACCACCACACGCACGCCAUAGACAAAAUCACAUACGAAACAUAAAAGACACCAUGCCGUCAUACCACACAGAUACACACUCCUAACGAAUAGAAGUAUGCCGUACGGAAAAUCAAAACUUUUAUAGUAGUAUAUAUGCGAAUGCAACCCUGUUCUUGUAACACUCGUAGUCUCGUAGUGGGUAGUAUGUAUUUGAGCCUGUAGCAGUUACGAUACCGUUAGCGACUAGGACACACUAGUAGAGCUGUAUGUAGUUCAUAGAUCGGUGUGUUGGUGAGAGCAAUUGGAUACUAAGCUUGUAUUUUUUCUAUCGCGCAUACCACACCCAAGCAUGAAAUAAACGUCAACAAACUGUCAAGCUGAAAACGGAAAAUCAUAUAAACAACAAAUAUCAACAUCCAAACCGUGGGACAGUUGAAAUCCCUAACCAUAAUGAAAUAGAUAGAAACAUCUCUCUCCAAACGUACAAUAAUCGCACUUUUAUAAUGUUUGACAAACACCCCUACGAUCCAUUUCUUUUACGAGAGCUUUAAGCUUUUCUAGUGAACUCUUGCUAACAAAACGAAAACGAAGACGAAGAAAAAAACCUAUAAAAAAGAAGAAACAGAGAUGACGUUCUUAGAACAAGUGGUACAUCAUGGCAAUACUCAUCAUUGUAAGGCUCUAUUAGUAUAACAUAAUCACUAACUGAACGGUGUGUAGAGUAGUUGUAUCCUUGUAUCCCAGCUAUUUUUAUAUAUAACACACACAUACAUACACACCUAAACCCAUCACAACCACUGUGGUGUGUCCCGUUGUCAUGAUUUUAGUUACAAAUAUUUGUUUUAGUACACUCUCUUUUAGUACAUUUAUGUUUUGCUUAUAAUAUUUAGUUUAUAAGUACUUUUAGUUUUAUCGGUUCUUACCAAUCGUGAUGAUACUGACACGAACGAGUAGAAUGUCAAAUAAAAAACAGAACACAAGUAAAAUUUGCUAUAUAAAACACAACACACACACACAUCAUACACGUGCGUGUCAAAAUUAGUACCAACGUUCUCUCAAAACUAAAGCUUGUAGAUGUUGUUGUGUUCGAUUGUAGUUUUAGUUGUGAGUGUUGUUGCAACAGUGUGACCGCAAAACGCUCCUUUCCUUCUUAUCUAUCUUUUCAUACCGACACCCACACACACAGAUACAAACACAACUGUGUAUUAGAGUAGAGACAUGUAUACUAGAGUGUACUCUAUCUGGAUAAAUAUAUCUAUCAACUUGAUUUUAGAUCGUAGAACGUUUAGUUUGGCCUCUUUCCCCCAUACCUCCCCUCUUACGUAGUUAAUUGGUUGUUGAUGGUACCAUGCUAUCCCAUGUAAGCUCGUUUUGUGUAGUAUUACUUGUAAAGCAAAGCAAAACAAAUAAAAUAUAUACUCCCAUCGCCACGUUCGUGCGGAUGGUUCAUAAACAUCAUGGAAAUAAAGUAUUAGUAGCAUAUAUAAGCGUAUGCGGUUUCUUUGUUUUAGUUCAUCCAGUUGCCUUUACCGUAGACCGUAGCAUCCAAAGGGUAUGGAAUGAAAUAAUUGUCCACUCUUUACUAGAAUUCAUUUCUUGUUCUUUUCAUUUUGUUGUAAAUAGAAAGAAUAUGACGUGGUUGCGUUCGUAGAGCUCCAUCAGCACAAUCAUUGUAAAACGAACAGCUUGCUUGUCCGUAACACACAUAUUGGUGUGUUUUAGAACAUCGUUUUUAGUACAAGUAGCUUUGUCUUCCCAGCUAUAUGCCGUAACUAAAAAAGAAGCAUUUGUUCAUCCGGUGCUGAUGGUUUUUUACUUUCAAAAUGUCUGCUUGUAUGCGCGUAGAAGAAAUACUAUUGCUGUACAAAUAUGUAAAUAGCGCUUAUAGUGUUGUUGUUUGGAAUGGUAAGUAAACAAGACUUAGAGUUCAACGAUUGUAUGAUAACUUGGAUAUCCGUGGUAGUAUAUCGAUUUACACUCGACAUUGCUUCGAUCGUUUUUCUUCUAGUUUCAAUUUCAGAAGCAGCCAAAAAACCAGCAAAAAACCUCGGGCAACUAAAUUUCGUUAACUUUUCUCUUAAAUUAUUUAGUUUAGCAAAUUUAAAUGUAACAUGAAACGUCGCUUUUAACGCAAACGAACUAAUACACGCUUUCGAAACAAUCCCUCUCCCCAAUCACCAAAAAAAACACCGGCGAUGGCACAGUAUCGCACACGGUACAGGAUUUGGUGUUCAUCUGGAAUAUGACCGACCCGCUGGUGGUGAACCCGGAAAUCGAGCUGCCCCAGCUGGACAUCAGCAACAACUACACCACCGACUGUACGAUCGAGUACUCGACCGGUAACUUCACCUGUCUGGCGGUGGUGUUCAACCUGAGACGGCGGCUGGGCUACCAUCUGUUCCACACCUACAUCCCGUCCGCGCUGAUCGUCGUCAUGUCGUGGAUAUCGUUCUGGAUCAAACCGGAAGCCAUCCCGGCACGGGUAACACUCGGCGUCACCUCGCUACUAACGUUAGCCACACAAAACACCCAAUCGCAACAAUCGCUACCGCCGGUAUCGUACGUAAAGGCCAUCGACGUCUGGAUGUCGUCCUGCUCCGUGUUUGUGUUUCUCUCGCUGAUGGAGUUCGCGGUGGUCAACAACUACAUGGGCCCGGUGGCGACCAAAGCGAUGAAGGGCUACUCCGACGAGGAUCUGUCGGAGGCGAUCGACUUUAACAAGAACGGCUACAACAAGGACCACCGCUCGUCGGAGGUACCGCGGUACGAUACGUUCUGCCACGGGCGGGAAACGGCCCUCUGCAUCGACAAGUUUUCCCGCUUCUUUUUCCCCUUCUCGUUCUUCAUACUGAACGUUACCUACUGGACCACGUUCCUGUAGGAGGGGACGGGGAGAGGCUCCCCUCAGGCAACAACAGAAAUUUGCCCAUGGAGCUGCUGCAGAAGAAAGCAUUGAAGGUAUCAUCCAGCAUCCCGCAAAUGACAUUAGAUGAGAUACCGUACACUAGGAACAUAGUAGCUGUAAGAUACUGGCACCAUCGGAUUGGCCGAUCGGUCACUAGGCGUAAGCGACACAUAUAACAAAGUAAAUAAAGUAGUUCUCCUCCAUUAAUCCGAUGAAAAUUAAA
This is a messenger RNA of Anopheles arabiensis, 12640 nucleotides long. RefSeq names its product glycine receptor subunit alpha-2-like. Gene Ontology annotation, molecular function: neurotransmitter receptor activity; transmembrane signaling receptor activity; chloride channel activity. Gene Ontology annotation, biological process: regulation of membrane potential; signal transduction; chloride transmembrane transport. The record is from RefSeq and is a predicted model, not a curated record. Gene Ontology annotation, cellular component: membrane; synapse; neuron projection. The transcript has 2 exons. The coding region runs from base 11755 to 12393 and encodes 212 amino acids. NCBI's taxonomy places the organism in Eukaryota, Metazoa, Arthropoda, Insecta, Diptera, Culicidae.